GUUCAUCUCAGUGGCAGUAGUCGGUGAAGUAUGUCACGGAACGUACGCGCCGCUCCGGUCUGUCGUGAAAUACUUAGGUUAAAAUCAAUUGGAUAGUGAUAGCGUGUUAAGCUGUGUGGCAUUGAAAAAACGAACGUGAUAACGUUAAGGUGGUUCGAUUUUCGGCCUCCCAAAUUUACGGUGUAAUAAUCUCCCACACCUUCCCCAUUUCGGUGUUUGGAUACUGUGCGAAGAAGUUGUGUUUUUUUUUAUUGAGCCAGGAUACGAAACGGAGUUUUGCAGUGUUUGUGUGUGAUUUUUUGAAUUUGAGUGAGAGAAACAGAGAGUGUAAGAAAUACUGAGAGGGUGGAAAUCGUGGAAAACCCCCCCGGUCGAGCGAAAGCUUUCGGCAGUCCCAUCCCACGAGAGUCUGCGAGAGAAGAGUCACACACGUGCAUCAUCCGAUUCUGUUCUCGGAGGAGAGUUGACUUUGCGGUGUCUAUUAUUGUUGAUCAUUGCGCAAGCAGAGAAGUGUAUAUUACAGUUCCAAACGAACUCGGAAUCGUACGAUCGGUGAAGGAUUGCUAGUGUUGUAAAAAUAGCUCACUACCGCUGUUUCAGUGUAGCGGGACGGAAGGAAGGAAGGGAACACCACGCGGGAGAACUUCUCAAUUGAAUUAAAUGUGUGGACCAAUUUAGGUUCAAUUGAGUCUCGCGUCGCGUCUUCUAAUCGGAGCACAAAACAAUUGGAACAAGAUGACCGCAACAAGCAACGAGCUUCUCGGGUUGGCCUUCAUGAUGUUUUUCAUCAUCACGCUUUCUUCCACCGCCCGGUAUUACUUCAAAUUCUUCUGCUUUAUAGUAUUGGCGGUGAUUUGCGCCGUAGGUCCAGUUCCAUUUAUGUUACUGCGGCCGCGAGACUACCGGAAUGCUUUAUUACCCGCCUAUCUGUGCACCAAAUUUGGACAAAUGCUCGGAGCAUCGUUUGAAGUGCGCGGCAAGGAGAACAUCAAUCGACAGCACGGGGGAGUGGUGCUCAUGAAUCAUCAGAGUGCGUUGGAUCUGAUUGUUCUAGCGUUUCUGUGGCCUAUCGUUGGUCGGGCGACUGUCGUAGCCAAAAGGGAAGUCCUGUACAUGUUCCCGUUUGGAUUGGCCAGCUGGCUGUGGGGAACACUCUUCAUUGAUCGGAAAAAUCGGAACGCCGCAAAAACAGCCAUCAACAAGGAAUCCAAGGCUAUCAAUGAAAAACAGGCGAAAAUUCUGUUCUUCCCAGAGGGCACUCGAGGCGAUGGCGACAGUUUGCUGCCCUUCAAGAAGGGCUCUUUCCACGUGGCAGUGGAAUCCCAGGGUUACAUCCAGCCGGUGGUAAUUUCCAAGUAUCAUUUCCUAAACUCGAAGGCGAAAAUCUUCAAUCGAGGUCAGAACAUUAUUAAAAUUCUGCCCGAGAUCUCGUGUGCCGGCCUCACGAAGGACGAUAUUCCCCCGCUGAUGGAACGAGUCUACAAACUGAUGCAAUCGGAGUACGAGCUUCUGACUGAUGAAUCGCUGGCGAUAAAUAAUCUCAGCAAGAGCCUUUAGAUUCCACCGGGAGGGGCGAAAAAGGUUGCCAGGAAGAGGAGGCAUCAAAAGCAACAACAAGAACCGACACAAAAGACAUUUCCAACCAUUCAUGUCUGAGUGGCGCAUUAAUUUCCGGGCCGAGUUUAAAUGUUUGUGCUGCUCUACCGCAAUUGAAAAUGUUGAUGAAUGAAAAUAGUAGAGGAGAAAAAAAAACGGGAACGCACCUUUUCCGCGGAAAUUGAAAGUGCUUUUCAUUUCAACCCUUUCGCGAACGGCGAGCCGAGAAUGGCUAGAUUUGUAUGCAAGCUAAAGUAACCAAGAAAAAAACAAGAUUAAAUUUUGAGUGAAUUGAUCUUCCCUGCCCUUCGCAAAAUUAAUAGCCACCGGAAUUGAGCCGCCGAUUUUUUCCUAAACGAGUCUAUUCAUAAGGGUAGCGAUGGAAGCAAACUGAGUUGUACUAAGGGCGUUUUUUUUGGUUUAGUAUGAAAAUGUGUUUGUAAAUUUGCUGUUUUUUCAUGAAGAAAGGACCGGAAAAAAUAAAUAAAACAUCGUGUCUUAAACUUGAUCGGAUCAACGGGUAGGCUUCAAUGGGGUUAGAAACAGUUGAAGUCGUAACGAAGCAGAGAAUGUUCCUCUAAAGCGUAUUUGAAUUAAGCUAGAUAUGGAUAGAUGAAAACUAAUUUUCAGCAUGUAAAUAGUGUACUAUGACAAAAUAUAUUUAGAAUGGAGAGAUUUAGCGAUAAAUACAUUAGUAUGCAUGUGAUACACAUUCUAAAGAAACUACUAGAAGUGAAAACAACAAUAUGAAAUUGAUACAAAAUACAAGUUUAAAAUUUA
Toxorhynchites rutilus septentrionalis is the source of this 2376-nucleotide messenger RNA. RefSeq names its product 1-acyl-sn-glycerol-3-phosphate acyltransferase alpha-like. The record is from RefSeq and is a predicted model, not a curated record. The coding region runs from base 736 to 1557 and encodes 273 amino acids. Lineage: Eukaryota; Metazoa; Arthropoda; Insecta; Diptera; Culicidae. The transcript is spliced from 6 exons. Gene Ontology annotation, molecular function: 1-acylglycerol-3-phosphate O-acyltransferase activity. Gene Ontology annotation, biological process: phosphatidic acid biosynthetic process. Gene Ontology annotation, cellular component: membrane; endoplasmic reticulum.